This is a messenger RNA of Nerophis lumbriciformis (worm pipefish), 2234 nucleotides long. RefSeq names its product secretogranin II b (gene scg2b). The record is from RefSeq and is a predicted model, not a curated record. NCBI's taxonomy places the organism in Eukaryota, Metazoa, Chordata, Actinopteri, Syngnathiformes, Syngnathidae.
GGGCAGGCUCUUGCGUGUGAUGACGUCCGUGUCAGGUGUUUCCUUGUAUAUGAAGCGGAGCACACGCACGCACGCACACCCACGGAGCUGCUGCAAGGACACGCACACACCCUGACUGCUGUCUGAGCGUGGAAGGUGACCACGAGCCUAGGAUGCUGCAUUUCCACCACAAGUCGCCCUCGGGGGUCGCCGUGGUCCUGCUCGCCGUCCUCCUGCACGGAUGCGCGGUGCAGGCGGCGUCCCUCCCACGCCACUACCGCCUGCGCGGCGGCGAUGCGCAGCCAGCCGGUUCGGACCUGAUGAAAGCCUUAGAAUACAUCGAGAACCUGAAGCAGCGCAACGGGGGCCGACCUGUGCCCGUGGACUACGACGAGGUGGAGAAGUUCAGGGUGUUGCUCCAGCUGGCCUCGCAGCAGCAGCGGCAAGAGGACGAGAGUCCGGCGGAGCGUCCGGACAUCACCGCCGAGCAGCUGAUGAGAACCCUCCUCAAGUCCGUCCAGGACCAGGCCAAGCUGGGCGACCGCCGCCUGCAGCGACACCGCACCAAAGAGACCCUGGCAAGCUCCCCGGCAGACUACGCCAACUACCCCAGACCUCACAAGAAGUACCCGCUGAUGUUCGAGGAUGAGGAAAACACGGAGGCGUCCAAGCGGGCUACAGAGGACCUGGACCAGCAGUACACGCCGCAGAGCCUCACCAAUCUACGCUCCAUCUUCGAGGAGCUGGAAAGGAUGCCGCUGAAAAGAGAUCUGUUCGGUGACGACGAGGAGGAUGCUGAGGAGGAGGAGGACGCCGCCCCUGGAGAGGAGUGGGUUCCCGUGGAGGAACGGGAGCAGACCGAGGAGAUGGUGAACGGGAGCCACGAGGAGGCGGACCGGGCUCUGGGGGAGCAGGAGGAGGAGGAAGUGCAGCGCCGCUCGGGUCAGGACCAGGAGGACGCGGACGACGACACCAAGCUGGUGGAUUAUUACCUGCUGAAGGUUCUGGAGCUGAGCGACCAGAGAGAGAAGCGGGAUCAGACCGGCGAGCAAAGAAAGAGACUCAUCCGCCCUUCCAUCAUGGACCCUCGCACGGUAAAGGAGCUGCUGGAGCUCUCCUUGAAACUCCACGUGCCCCCGCAGGACCUCAUCGACAUGCUGCUGACGGAGGAACUCCGCAAGCUCCACCGCAACCCCCCCGCCGCGUCCCGCCCGCACGCAGCGGGACCCAGCCCGAAAGUCCGCUAUUUCAGUCGCAGGCUGCCCCUGAAGAGCAAGGCGGCUCCCGAGGACAUGGACCGGGAGGACUUUUUGGACAUCAUCGGCGUGGAGACCAUCAGCAACGAGUACCCAGUCAUGCCCAGACCUGCCAAGACCCCCUUGGAUAGAAUCCCGGCGGGGUCCGCCGUGGCUCCCAAUGCGGGACCCGUUAAAAUCCCGCCUCCGUCCGGACGUAGAGAGAACCUGUUCCUGUCCGAGCUCAACAAGAUGCCCUUUAAGCGCCAGGCUGACGGCGGCGACACAGACGACGACGACGUGGAGGACGAGGUGACCACCUACCUGGCGGCCAAAAUCCUCACCGAGUACCCGCCGGGCAGCAUCGCCAAGCGGGACACCCAGGCGCAGACCAAGGGCCUCUUCCCCUACGAGCUGUACGAGCGAGCCGUGAAAGACUACUUGGGCCAGGUGGACUCUGGGAGCAGACCGCUGGCCAAGAGGGAGGCGGAGGCGGUCCCGGAGGAAAAGCCCACUGAGGUGCAGAGCAAGGAGGAGAUGACCGGGAAGACCUCGGCCCCUCAGAGGGCGCAGGGCGACGGGCAGGGGGAGCACCGUGACCAAGCUGUGGCAGGAAUGUAAAAGUAUUUAUGCUGGAUGUGAUCUAGUUUACAGGUUUUAAUCGUACGACUCAUAGCUGAUUAUCUCACCUAAACACGUAAAUAUAAUAUAGUCCCUAUUUGCUGCAGUCAUUAUGGUGACGUCAUUUUCACAACAGGGUUUGCACCUUCUCUGGCUCCCGCAUUCAAAGUUUAUAAAGUUUUGUGAUGCUGUUCAAAGUUUGUGUUUGUAAAGGAGAAUAUUACAUCAUCAUGUCCAACAACAUACAGUACAGUACAGUACACACCUUCUCAUUCAAUUUUUACAUUGUAGAUUGUCACAUCAAAACUAUGAAUGAACACAUGUGGAGUUAUGUACUUAACGAAAAAAGGUGAAAGAACUGAAAACACGUUUUAUAUUCUAGUUUCUUCAAAAUAGCCA